GACGCGGGCUAAAGAAAACGCAAAUCUAGUGGAAGCACACGUGCUUUUCUGUAGUUAUCUCAGUGUUUACUUAAAAAAAAAUAAUCACAGCCACUGUUGAAAUCAAGUUACCUACAUAGUUACGAAUUAAACAACAUCCUGCGUUUAUGUUUUUCCCGAGGUGCCGCAGCUCUUGAGUGUACGGUAAUUACGGUACUGAGCAUGCGCAUUGUUCUCAGGCAUCAUUAAGCAGUGCUGAAGGAGGCGACGGAAAACAGUAACAGGGAGAGAGAGGGCAGAAGUUGGAUGGUGCCUUCCUUUGUCACGGCGCCUCUGUGCUGUUAAACACCGGGCAAGCUAAUCCGCGAUCCGUGAAAGCAUAUCGCCUGUCGCCAUUUCACGGCUGAGUUACUCCUCCAGAUUUCAUCUAACAAACGGUCCGAACCUGCCGUCAAGAUGAUGGAGGAGUCAGUGUCCACGUUUGAGACGCAUCUGACGGCUGUCAUGGACAGUCUGAUCCGAGCGUCAGUCUGUGAGAUCACCAAACUCUUCCAAGAGACGGUGAACGACUACCUGGUGGAGCUGUCCCUCAACAAGCGGGAGAACGAGGCUCUCAAACUGCGGCUGAGGCUCACCGAGAACAAGCUGAGGACCGAGCGCAAGUACGGGAUGGGCUGGGCUGCCCAUCGCCGCAACGCCGGACUGUCGGCGGCAGAGGAAGGAGCCGGAGGGCGGCAGAAACGAAAAGUUGAAGUGGCCCGAGGCAAGUCAAAGAAGGGCCCGGCAGCAGCCUAUGGCAAAGGCUGGCCUGGAGGUGUGUGGGAAGAAGGAGGAGGUGGCGGCGAUGGUGGUGUUAGGGGAGGAGGAGGAGGAGGAGGAAGUGGAGGAGCUGUGGGGAUGGUAGCAGGAGGAAGAGGGGGGAAGGAGGCCAGGGAGAUGUACCUCAUCCAGUUCCCCGGGGAUGAAGAGGAUGAGGGAGGGAUGGUGGAGGACGAGGAAGGGGAAGGCAGCCUCAGCGUUGAGGGGGAGGAGACGGCCAACAUCAAAGAGGAGUUCGUUCAAACAGAAGGCUAUCAACCUGCCUCUCUCAGGCUAAUUAAGGAGGCUUUGAAGAUGGACCCACCCAACAAGAAUGUCCACACUGGCUCCAGAUCCCAGAAUGAAGGAGAUUUGUCAGAUCAUCCUGCGACCCUUCAUUCAGGAGAAAGAGAGGAGGAGGAGGAGGAGGAUUGGGAGGUAGAUUCAGCAGAGCCAUUGGAAGGGGGCAUGACCAUGGAUGAACUGAGGGGUCUGGAGUCAGCACUAAGGGCUGAGAGAGGCCGCGAGCAGGUUACCAUGACGGCCUCUCAGCCUGUCAGCCCUGACUCUAAGAAAGUGCAAGGCAGCGAGAUCAGCCUGCCCCCUAAGUACAUUGGUCUUGAUGGAAUGGAGCAGGAUGGAGAGUUGGAGCCUCAGCCACCCACCCUCCAGAGAGAGGAGCAGAUAGGGCAAGGCAGGUCGAAGGAUGCUGUUAGGGCUGGGGUGGAGUUAAGGUUAGGCUGGCCAAAGAAAUUGAGAGAGGGUGACUCGACAGCAGUCAUGACUGGAGAGGAUGUGGUAGAGCUGGGAAAGUCAGAGCACCUGCCCCACCUGUCUGCUCCAGGGAGUGUUGGAGAGAGUGGAGGAGAAGAGGAAGGUGGUGGGGACCUGCUCCACUUCUGCCCACAGUGUGGAGGAGGCUUCACCUCAGACACUGAGCUGGAGGAGCACCCUUGUCCACUAGGUGGCUCUCAGUUACAGAGCAGUGGAGCAGAGGACAGUCUCUUCCCCUGUGCCCACUGUGGCAACACGUUCAGCCAUGCAUGGGCACUUAAGAACCACGAGUGCGCCUGUGCCGCCGAGCGGCCGCACUGCUGCGAAAUCUGUGGGAAACGCUUCACGCACUCUCGCUCACUGGAACGGCAUCAUCUGGUGCACACAGGCGAGAGGCCACACCGGUGCCCUCAGUGUGGACGCACCUUUAGUCGUCUAGGAAAUUUGGAACGUCACCAGCGGAUUCACACGGGCGAACGUCCAUACGGGUGUGAAGCGUGUGGAAAACGAUUCAGUCGUGUGGAGUACUUAAAGAGACACCAGCUCAUACACAACAGUGAAAAGGCAACACUCCAGUGCUCCAGCUGUGGAGGUGGCUUUAGUGAUGUGGAACAACUGAAAAACCACCAGUGUUUUUAGAGCCUCUCCUUCGAAUCUCUGAUACAACUGGAAAGAAAAAUCAGGAUUUUGAUGAACGUGGUAGAAUUUAGGCGAUGAAUGUGACUGGUAGAUGGUAAUUUUAUUCUCAGUGAUAUGGGGUUGCCUCUUGUUACACGCUAGUGGAUAAGUUAAUAAAGAAGGAAAAUGUCCAGGGCUGACAGCAAGUUAGGUGUACAUGCCGUUUUUCUACAGGACGAGAAGGAAAAUCAAUCUCAACUAUUCAGCCAUUUUAAUUUUACGUGUUCUCAUUUGUAUGUACAAAGCUUCUACUUAUUUAUGAUGAUCAAUACAUUGUACUUUUUUGUCUUUUAAUCAGUAAUUCAAAGUAAAAGUUGAUGCCCUUGUUUGUUUCUGACAAUAAAACUGACAUUUUGGUAUUUUGUAAGUUUGUGUUUUGGUCAUAUCAUGAAGAAAUAAAUAUUUCAAUU
Molecule: messenger RNA, 2639 nt
Organism: Scatophagus argus
Lineage: Eukaryota; Metazoa; Chordata; Actinopteri; Scatophagidae
Product: zinc finger protein 568
Exons: 5
Coding region: 436-2190 (584 amino acids)
Biological process (GO): regulation of transcription by RNA polymerase II
Molecular function (GO): RNA polymerase II cis-regulatory region sequence-specific DNA binding; DNA-binding transcription factor activity
Source: RefSeq, a predicted model, not a curated record